GCUUCUGUAUCGUCAUGGGACCUAAACAAAAAGUAAAUUGCAUUAACAACAAUACGAUUCUUUUUUUGUUGUUGUUGUUGCUUUGUUUAAUUGCCUUUUUUCAAUAAUUUAACCGUUUCGUCAUUCAUCGGCAUAACUGCUGAAGACUCGGUCAUCAUGGUCUCUUGAAAAAAAGAAAGAAAGAAAGAGGGGGGAAGGGAUAUGCAUUUUUUAUAUAUUUUAUAUAAAUCUGACGUCUUUUUUUCGGGUUUUAUAAUAUUAUUUCUUUUUAUUUUGCUAGAUGAUAAGAAGGUCCAUGUCGAACUUACCUCAUGUUACUGCAGCCCAGGGGUUUAAGGCCAAAGCUGACGCCUAUGCCAAGGCACGACCUAGUUAUCCAAUGGAAUCGAUUGAUUUUCUUCAGAAGCUAACAAAAAAGACCCCUUCGCAGACGGAGAUGCUUGAUUUAGGAGCAGGUACAGGUAUUAUGACAAGAUUGCUGUUUGAAGGGGGUUAUACCUCUUUGACUGCUGUAGAGCCUGUGGAUGCCAUGCGAGCCAAAAUUGGCUUGCCCGACAAUGUUUCUUGUCUUUCAGGCACAUCUUGGUCUAUUCCUGUAAAAUCGCAGUCUCAAGAUGUAGUCAUGCUAGCUCAGUGCUUUCAUUGGUUUGAUGACAUGAAGAGCCUGAAAGAAAUCCACCGUGUUUUAAAGCCUGGUGGUUUGAUGGUCUUGAUAUGGAACAUGGAAAGUAAGCGAUCUCCCUGGGUUGCCCAGUUACGUGACUUGUAUGAAGCAUAUGAUGGUUCUGCACCUCAGUAUCGCCUAGGUUAUUGGAAACAUGUUUUUAAUGAGGCGACAGAUUUGUAUACACCUUUGCAACAUGAAACAUUUCAACAUGAUACACUUGCAAAGAAAUCAGAUGUCUGGACUAGAAUCACUAGCAAGAGCUACAUUGCUAUCUUGGAUAAGCACACGCAAGAUAUCUUGCAUGAAAAAGUUCAGCAUGUGAUUGAUGAAUACCAGCUGGAGGAUGAAUUCAUUUACCCUCUUGACACUGACAUGUAUUAUUGCUAUAAAAAAUAGAUUUUAUGUAACUAUUAAAUUGUAAUUACAACGGUAUUAUUUUUAUUAUAAAUAGUUGGUUAUAACAGAGAAGCGUGUUUAAAUGUCUCUUCUGCUGACCUCCCC
This is a messenger RNA of Mucor mucedo, 1168 nucleotides long. RefSeq names its product S-adenosyl-L-methionine-dependent methyltransferase. NCBI's taxonomy places the organism in Eukaryota, Fungi, Mucoromycota, Mucoromycetes, Mucorales, Mucoraceae. The transcript has 2 exons. The coding region runs from base 281 to 1063 and encodes 260 amino acids. Gene Ontology annotation, molecular function: S-adenosylmethionine-dependent methyltransferase activity. The record is from RefSeq and is a predicted model, not a curated record.